Messenger RNA from Adineta ricciae, 441 nucleotides. NCBI's taxonomy places the organism in Eukaryota, Metazoa, Rotifera, Eurotatoria, Adinetida, Adinetidae. The record is from the annotation of a GenBank genome assembly.
AUGACAGAGCCUAGUCGUUCAGUACGAUGGCUACAAAUAUUUCUCACAUUAUUCUAUGGUCAAGUUAUUUCAACUGGUAUUUAUGAAUACAUCAUUCAAGGUAUUUCCGGCUUGAUAUCACGUCUUCGACCAACCUACGAUUCAGUUCUUCUGAUUGCCCUCGGUUUACUCAUGAUUUCAUAUGUUGUAUAUGCUACAUUAGCUCUAUGGUACUGCCGCACAAGAAUGUCUAUUAUUUCCGUACUGAUCUUGAUCUGUAUUCUUGGAUUGACAUUAACGAAAAGUAUUAUUGAGGUUAUCAAUAUGGGUCGAAUUCCACUGCGUAUGGAAUGUAUUCUCAUACGAUCGACUGAACUUGUUUUACGAAUCAUCGGCAUUGUAGCUAACAUAGCCUUUAUUAUCUGUUUGAAGAAGAAGUAUAGACCAGAAAAUUUUAAGUAA